AACCCAUUUGCAAACAAUCAAAACUAAUUGGAGCCUAGAGCUUAAUACCCUUGCAAGGUUACUUUAUCUAUGGGCAAUACGUCUGGCAACGUGGCCACUAAUCACAGGUAGAGGGUGAAGACAAUUCAAAAGAAAGUUUUGCCGGCUUGGCAAGUCCCGUUAUCACUUUAUCAAGUCUUUAGUCCCACAAUUGUAGUUAAAAAUGUCGGACCAACCCCAUCAUCCAUCGGAAAAUUCCACCACUCAAGCCAAACUGAUCGACGGGAAAAAAAUCUCUCAAGACUUCCAGAAGGAGCUGAAGGUGAAGGUAGACGAAUGGGUCAACUCCGGUCACCGGCGCCCUGUCCUGAUCGCCGUCCUCGUCGGAGACGAUCCAGCGAGUCAGAAAUACGUCCAUAACAAAAUGCUGGCGGCCCGUAACGUGGGCAUCACCAGCGAGACCAUCCGCAUGCCCAAAACCUCCACCGAGGCGGAAGUCCUCGCCAAGGUGCACCAGCUCAACGAGGACCCCCAGGUGGACGGCAUCCUGGUGCAACUGCCGGUGCCGGAAGGCAUCGACGAGCGCAAGGUCUGCAACGCCGUGGACCCCCGCAAGGACGUGGACGGCUUCCACAUCCUCAACGUGGGGAAGCUCACCCUCAACAUGGACACCUUCGUCCCAGCCACGGCCUUGGGAGUCAUCGAGCUGAUCAAGCGCUCGAAUAUCAAGACCUUCGGAAAAAAUGUGCUUAUUUGCGGGCGCUCGAAGAACGUGGGGCUGCCUAUGGCGAUGCUGUUGCAUUCGGACGCGCGGAAUGAACUCUCGGGAGGGGAGGCCACCGUGGUGCUCUGCCACAGGAAUACGCCUCCAGAAGAAUUGGAGUUUUUCGCAAAAAGGGCCGAUAUUAUUAUAAGUGCUACGGGGGUUGUGGGGCUCAUUAAACCGAGUAUGAUUAAGCCAGGGGCUUGUGUUAUUGAUGUGGGCAUUACGAGGAUUACGACCCCGGAAGGCAAGAGUAAAAUUGUUGGAGAUGUUGAUUUUGAAGGGGUGAGCAAAAUUGCGGGGCAUAUUACACCGGUCCCGGGGGGCGUUGGCCCCAUGACUGUCGCCAUGCUCAUGCACAACACCUUUAAAGCUGCCAUGGAUCUUGCGAAAAGUUCAUAAGUAUUAUAUUUGUUUGGACAGUAUUGUCAAAUUAUUUAUUUUUUAAUAAAAAUUUAAAUCUGA
Messenger RNA from Tribolium castaneum (red flour beetle), 1207 nucleotides. It is a transcript of the gene Nmdmc, whose product is annotated as NAD-dependent methylenetetrahydrofolate dehydrogenase. Gene Ontology annotation, molecular function: methenyltetrahydrofolate cyclohydrolase activity; methylenetetrahydrofolate dehydrogenase (NADP+) activity; methylenetetrahydrofolate dehydrogenase (NAD+) activity. NCBI's taxonomy places the organism in Eukaryota, Metazoa, Arthropoda, Insecta, Coleoptera, Tenebrionidae. The transcript is spliced from 2 exons. The coding region runs from base 203 to 1144 and encodes 313 amino acids. Gene Ontology annotation, cellular component: mitochondrion. Gene Ontology annotation, biological process: tetrahydrofolate interconversion. The record is from RefSeq and is a predicted model, not a curated record.